AUGGCUGAGAAGGGUGACUGCAUCGCCAGUGUCUAUGGGUAUGACCUCGGCGGGCGCUUCAUUGACUUCCAACCCCUGGGCUUCGGCGUCAAUGGGCUGGUACUGUCAGCCGUGGACAGCCAGGCCUGCCGGAAGGUGGCCGUGAAGAAGAUCGCCCUGAGUGACGCCCGUAGCAUGAAACACGCGCUCCGGGAGAUCAAGAUAAUCCGGCGCCUGGACCAUGACAACAUCGUGAAGGUGCAUGAGGUGCUGGGACCCAAAGGCACUGACCUGCAGGGUGAACUGUUCAAGUCCAGUGUGGCCUACAUCGUCCAGGAGUACAUGGAGACAGACCUGGCCCGCCUGCUGGAGCAGGGCACCCUGACAGAGGAGCACGCAAAGCUGUUCAUGUAUCAGCUGCUGCGCGGGCUCAAGUACAUCCACUCUGCCAACGUGCUGCACAGGGACCUGAAGCCCGCCAACAUCUUCAUCAGCACUGAGGACCUAGUGCUCAAGAUUGGGGAUUUCGGCUUGGCAAGGAUCGUUGACCAGCAUUAUUCGCACAAGGGUUAUCUGUCAGAAGGGUUGGUGACCAAGUGGUAUCGCUCGCCCCGCCUGCUCCUCUCCCCUAACAACUACACCAAAGCCAUUGACAUGUGGGCCGCCGGCUGUAUCCUGGCUGAGAUGCUCACAGGGAGAAUGCUCUUUGCUGGGGCUCACGAGCUAGAGCAGAUGCAGCUCAUCCUGGAGACCAUCCCUGUGAUCCGGGAGGAGGACAAGGACGAGCUGCUCAGGGUGAUGCCUUCCUUCGUCAGCAGCACCUGGGAGGUGAAGAGGCCACUGCGCAAGCUGCUGCCCGAAGUGAACAGCGAAGCCAUUGACUUUCUGGAGAAGAUUCUGACCUUUAACCCUAUGGACCGCUUAACAGCUGAGAUGGGGCUGCAGCACCCCUAUAUGAGCCCCUAUUCCUGCCCCGAGGAUGAGCCCACCUCACAACACCCCUUCCGCAUCGAGGAUGAGAUCGACGACAUCCUCCUGGUGGCUGCCAACCAGAGCCAACUCUCCACCUGGGACAGGUGCCCUGGCAGGUACCCUGUGAGCCUGUCAUCCGACCUGGAGUGGCGCCCCGACAGGUGCCAGGACGCGAGCGAGGUUCAGCGUGACCCACGCGCAGGCUCAGCGCCGCUGGCGGAGGACGUGCAGGUGGACCCGCGCAAGGACUCGCAGAGCAGCUCCGAGCGCUUCCUAGAGCAGUCGCACUCGUCCAUGGAGCGCGCCUUCGAGAUGGACUACGGGCGCUCCUGCGACUACAAGGUGGGCUCGCCGUCUUACCUAGACAAGCUGCUGUGGCGCGACAACAAGCCGCACCACUACUCGGAGCCCAAGCUCAUCCUGGACCUGUCCCACUGGAAGCAGGCGGCCGGCGCGCCCCCCACCGCCGCAGUGGCAGCAGACGCGGUCGCUCGCGAGGAGGAGCCGACCAGCCUCUUCCUGGAGAUCGCCCAGUGGGUCAAGAGCACGCAGGGCGGCCUCGAGCGCGCCAGCCCGCCCCCCGACGGCCCCCAGCGCAGCCUGGCCGCCUCACCCCCCAGCCACCCGGCCCCCGGCGACGGCGGUGCCAGCCCCCAAUUCGACCUGGACGUGUUCAUCUCCCGCGCGCUCAAGCUCUGCACCAAACCCGAGGACUUGCCGGACAACAAGCUGGGUGAUCUCAACGGCGCAUGCAUCUCUGAACACCCUGGCGACCUUGUGCAGACUGAGGCCUUCUCCAAAGAAAGGUGGUGA
Orycteropus afer afer is the source of this 1764-nucleotide messenger RNA. NCBI's taxonomy places the organism in Eukaryota, Metazoa, Chordata, Mammalia, Tubulidentata, Orycteropodidae. The record is from RefSeq and is a predicted model, not a curated record.